Molecule: messenger RNA, 1749 nt
Organism: Amorphotheca resinae ATCC 22711
Lineage: Eukaryota; Fungi; Ascomycota; Leotiomycetes; Helotiales; Amorphothecaceae
Exons: 4
Coding region: 1-1749 (582 amino acids)
Biological process (GO): xanthine transport; transmembrane transport
Cellular component (GO): fungal-type vacuole; membrane
Molecular function (GO): xanthine transmembrane transporter activity
Source: RefSeq, a predicted model, not a curated record
AUGUAUAAUCCAGAAACCGUGGAGAAAGUUCCAGCAGCGCAGGAUGGCAUUCAAUAUGAACCCUCUUCCCACGAAGGGGUUGUUGGUGUACCAACGCGAAGCCACUUCCAAUACUUGAAGCACUAUUUCACCAGUCGUGAAGGUUGGAUCGGUGACUACGAUUAUGUCUACCUCAUCACACCCAACGUCUGGCCCCUAGAUCGCAAAUAUAAGGACUAUGAGGCUCCUUUCUACGGCCUCAACGACGAGAUCCCUAUCCUUCUUACCAUUCUCCUUGGUCUCCAACACGCACUGACUAUGAUCGGGUCCAUCGUGUCCCCACCUUUGGCCAUAGCAGGCGGAGCUUUCAAUUUCGAUGCCGCCAUCACCCAAUAUUUGGUAUCGGCAGCCUUCAUCACCACCGGGAUCGCUACUGCUCUCCAAGUGACGCGGGUCCAUCUGGCCAAAACCCCUUUCUUCAUUGGGACGGGAUUGUUAAGUGUUGUGGGCCCGACGUUCGAUAUCCUGCCCAUAGUGUUCAACUACACUGCGAUGCGAUAUAAAAAUGGCACGUGUCCGACUGCAUCUGAUGGGACCCAGCUCCCGUGUCCGGAUGCUUGGGGUGCGACCUUAGGGACCAUGUUGUGCACGGUCUGGAUCCAAAUUGGUAUGUCCAUGGUGCCGCCUAAGAGCUUGAAUAAGAUAUUCCCCAAGAUCGUGACCGGCUCUCUGCUUUUGCUCGUCGGUGUCUAUUUGAUCAGCAAUGGCAUGCAGAAUUGGGGCGGAAGUUCUAAUUGUAAUGGGGGGACGGGGUUCUAUGCAUUGUGCCCCAGUAUCGAUGCUCCUAAGCCUCUUGUUUGGGGAGAUCCCAAACUCAUCGGACUCGGCUUCAGCGUCUUCGUAUCUAUCAUCUUAGUUGAGCAAUUUGGCUCGCCGCUCAUGAAAUCUGCUUCAGUCAUCCUCGGUCUCGCAGUUGGGUGUGCCAUCUCUGGCGCCACCGGUUACUGGUCAAGAGAAAAUAUCGACGCAGCUCCCGCCGUUACAUUCCUCUGGGUUCAUACUUUCAAGCUCUCUGUUGACGGUGCGCUUGUGCUGCCUUUGUUGAUCAUGUUUGUUUGCGAGGCAGUCAGCUGUAUGCCUGAUAUCCUCGCCACCGCCGAGAUCUCAAAUGUGGAUAUCGAAGGGACACAAUUCAAUAGCCGCAUUCAAGGCGGGAUUCUCUGGGAUGGUUUAGGGUCUCUUAUCAGUGCUUUUGGGACCGGUCUUCCCAUGGUCUCGCAAGCAGGGAAUAAUGGCGUUAUCUCUUUGACCGGAUGUGCGAGUCGGAGAGCUGGGUGGUGUGCAUCCGCAUUCCUGAUCCUCAUGGGCCUGUUUGGUAAAUUCGGGGCGGUGUUCGGGAGCAUGCCACCCUCCGUCUUAGGUGGCAUGCAAGUAUUCCUCUACUCAACUAUCGCCGUCGCUGGUAUUCGCGUCCUUGGAUUAAUCUCCUUCACGCGGCGAAACCGCUUUAUCUUGACGGCAGCUCUCGGGAUCGGCUUCAUUGAUAUCGUGCAGCCAAAAUGGUUCAGCCAAAUACUCGACUACAGCGGGUCGAACGUCCAUCUUCAAGGCUUCGAACAAGGAAUCAACCUUCUGGUCGAGACGCCGUUUAUUAUUGCUGCUGUUGUCGGCGUCUUCUUGAAUUUGGUGUUGCCUAAGGAUAAUAGUGCGAUGGAUAGGAUUGUGAGGGAUUCUGCAGGCCAUCCCAUGCAGGAGACGAGAGCGGAUUAA